Molecule: messenger RNA, 333 nt
Organism: Morchella importuna
Lineage: Eukaryota; Fungi; Ascomycota; Pezizomycetes; Pezizales; Morchellaceae
Exons: 1
Coding region: 1-333 (110 amino acids)
Source: RefSeq, a predicted model, not a curated record
AUGUACAGACCUAGUGACCAUGGGGACUGGGGCGAUCGUACUAUGUGGCAAAGAGGACAGUGUCUGAACUGUAGGGAGGCAACGGAGGCGGCGCUUGAUGUGGUAGAGAAGUGUAGGAAGGAUGUUAGGGUGGAAGGGGUAUGGGAGAUGGAAGAACUCUUUACGCUCACGCAGUUAAUCGUGGAGAAGGUGAAGAGGGCUCGGAGUUAUGAAUUGGAGGAAGGGAAGGGUGAUUGUAAGUUGCAGGGUGGAUAUACGGCGUGGGGUGGGAAUAUAUGCUCGGGUAUUGAUGAGGAUGAAGGCGAGCGCAGCCUACCUUCAGAGCUUCAGUAG